AUGCCACUUGAUUUGCCAUUUAACAGAGAAUGUCGACACGUGUGCCCAUCUAAUCCCAAUCCUCCCUCGUCAAAUAUAAUUGCGUCGGUCCCUUUCCUUAUCAGACAAACCAAGGCUUCCAGAGAGUUCCACUCCCACAACACAUUUUCGCUAUAUCCGCUUCUUCUUGCUCAUUGGUUCUUCCAGAAACGUUUCAGAAGACUAGUGGUUGUUGCUCCAGCCAUGGCGGAUUCGAUGCCUCGAAGCACUGUCCUCGUUACGGGAGCUGGCGGUAGAACUGGUCAUAUUGUUUACAAGAAAUUGAAGGAAAGAGCCGAUCAAUACGUUGUAAAAGGUCUUGUUAGAACAGAAGAGAGCAAGGACAAAAUUGGAGGAGCAGAUGAUGUUAUUAUAGGGGACAUAAGGGAUGCAGAUAGUAUCAUUCCUGCGUUUCAAGGUAUUGAUGCUCUCAUCAUUCUCACCAGUUCUGUGCCAAAGAUGAAACCUGGAUUUGAUCCAAGCAAAGGUGGGAGGCCUGAAUUCUAUUAUGAAGAUGGAGCAUAUCCUGAACAGGUUGACUGGAUUGGGCAGAAGAAUCAAAUUGAUGCAGCUAAAUCUGUGGGAGUGAAGCAGAUUGUUUUGGUUGGGUCUAUGGGUGGAACUAAUCCUAAUCAUCCCUUGAACAACUUGGGAAAUGGGAAAAUACUGAUUUGGAAGAGAAAGGCUGAAGAGUAUUUGGCUGAGUCCGAAGUACCAUACACAAUAAUCAGGCCUGGGGGUUUACAAGAUAAAGAAGGGGGCAUCCGGGAGUUGCUAGUCGGGAAGGAUGACGAGCUUCUUCAGACAGAGACAAAACUGAUUACGAGGGCUGAUGUUGCAGAAGUCUGCGUUCAGGCAUUGCAGUAUGAGGAGGCCAAGUUCAAGGCAUUUGAUUUGGCCUCAAAGCCAGAGGGAACUGGGACACCAACAACAGAUUUCAAGGCUCUCUUCUCUCAAAUUUCUACUCGUUUCUGAAGUUGCUCUGAUCCUCAGUUUCAGAGCUCUAUUGUCCACCUCCUGCUAAUAAUACCAGCUACUUGUGAUUAAGAAAGUUUGGAGAAGAAAUGUUAUAUAUUUACAAUAUUUUCACCCUAAGAUUAGAGAAAGAAAAAACAAGUUACAAAAGUAUGCAGUUCAGGAUCAAACAAAACAAAUUUGAACAUGAUGUAAUUUUUUACUGAAUUUGAUCGCGUAUAAAUGAUACAACAGUUCAAA
This is a messenger RNA of Telopea speciosissima, 1233 nucleotides long. RefSeq lists its product as uncharacterized. Gene Ontology annotation, molecular function: oxidoreductase activity. The transcript is spliced from 8 exons. The coding region runs from base 1 to 993 and encodes 330 amino acids. Lineage: Eukaryota; Viridiplantae; Streptophyta; Magnoliopsida; Proteales; Proteaceae. The record is from RefSeq and is a predicted model, not a curated record. Gene Ontology annotation, cellular component: chloroplast.